AUGGGAAACGGAAGGAAAGUGAAGGCUUUAACCUUUGUUGCGAAGCCGAGCCCUCGCCCUCUUCGUCGUAAUCGGAGAUCGGGUGUGGGAUCGGAGAGCCUUCGAGCGGCUGAGUCUGAAACGGCGCACGGAGGGGAAGGGAUUGCUGCAUCAAAUAGUUUCCACAUCAAACCCCAUACUCAUUACGACUCUUUCUGCCCACCUCCAUCCCCUUUAAGUUUCAAAAAGUUUCAAUCAUGUACUUCUGAAGUUACAAUUUCCCCUUACCUCAAAAAAGAUGUCCCUUUUUUCUUAAAGAAAAAAAAUCUCAAUGUUUGUUAUAUCUCUGAAUGUCUUGUCUUUUUAGCUGCAUCAAAUAGUUUCCACAUCAAACCCCAUACUCAUUACGACUCUUUCUGCCCACUCCUCCAUCCCCUUUCUUUCCUCUCCCAAAACCACCACCAACUCAAACAAGAAGAAAAGAUAAUCAGACUAUGUUCUUUCAUUAGCAGCCUUUCAUUCAAUUCCCUCUUGAAAACUCUUCUCCUUGCUCCUCCUUCUCCGCUAAAACUCCUCCUCCAACCAUCCAUGUUCUUCUCUUCAAACCACCCUUCCCUCAGCUUCAAUUUCAACCAACAUGAAGACCACUCUGAGUCUGAGAUAAACCCUAACCAAAUCCAUCCAGACCAUGGAAUGGAACCCAUGUUUGAAAAACCCUUAACCCCCAGUGAUGUUGGCAAGCUCAACAGGCUUGUUAUUCCCAAACAACACGCCGAGAAAUACUUCCCGCUCGCCGCUGACUCCGUCGACAAAGGCUUGUUGCUCAGUUUCGAAGACGAGUCCGGCAAGUUUUGGCGUUUCCGUUACUCGUAUUGGAACAGCAGCCAAAGCUACGUGUUGACAAAAGGGUGGAGCAAAUACGUCAAAGAGAAGCAACUUGAUGCUGGUGACAUUAUUUUAUUCCUGCGACACCGUUCAGAUGGUGAUAGGUUCUUUAUAGGGUGCAGGAGGCGCGGUGCACCGUCAGCACCAGCUGAUGCCGGCAACACCCUCAUGGGAAAUAGUACAUCCUGUGGAGGCGGUGGCGAUACUAGGGGACUUUAUCAUGGGCAUCCUUAUCUUGGGCACAUUCAAGGCUAUGCUGCUAAUCUGCCAUACCGCCCUGGCUGCCUUCAUGCAGGAAGUAUUGUUGAAAAUGAAGGUAUAGCAGCCGGGAACCCAAGAAGGCUGGUGCGGCUGUUUGGGGUGAACCUAGAGUGCCAGCUCGAUGGGUCAGAGCCAUCCACGCCUGAAAAUAGCUCGUCGGUGUCGGUGUCAAGCCAGCAGGGCCCAACCACCCACCAGUUUUAUAACUCUCAGUCAUACACUUCAAACUACAUGGAUAUUACCUUCUCCCGAGAUAUGAACCAGAUGAGAAAUCAUCAAGAAUAAGAUCUGAAGAUGUGACAUCCUGGAUUUUAUUUUUAAUUCAACCUCCCCGGAAAG
Gossypium raimondii (Peruvian cotton) is the source of this 1464-nucleotide messenger RNA. RefSeq lists its product as uncharacterized. The transcript is spliced from 6 exons. Gene Ontology annotation, molecular function: DNA binding; DNA-binding transcription factor activity. The coding region runs from base 1 to 1410 and encodes 469 amino acids. The record is from RefSeq and is a predicted model, not a curated record. NCBI's taxonomy places the organism in Eukaryota, Viridiplantae, Streptophyta, Magnoliopsida, Malvales, Malvaceae.